Cervus elaphus (red deer) is the source of this 901-nucleotide messenger RNA. RefSeq names its product EKC/KEOPS complex subunit LAGE3-like. Gene Ontology annotation, cellular component: EKC/KEOPS complex. NCBI's taxonomy places the organism in Eukaryota, Metazoa, Chordata, Mammalia, Artiodactyla, Cervidae. The record is from RefSeq and is a predicted model, not a curated record. Bases 120 to 701 code for a protein of 193 amino acids. The transcript is spliced from 3 exons.
AGGGUGUGUGUGCGCAGGCGCUCUGCAGAUGCUGAGUUUCAGUUUGCCCUACAGAGCUGGGAUCUGUAGACAACGGUUCAGUCUUUCCCACCGCUAAGGAAGGGGGAGAGGGCUUCAAGAUGGAGUCCGAGGCACACGGUGGAGAAGCCAUGAGGGCAGCCGAUGAAGAUGCAGGUGCCGUGGCCUCUGCAACAAGCACAGCACAUGGCGGGCAAGGUGGGUUGUGUGGUGCUGGUGGCCGCGAUGGCCGUGGCGACCCAGCUGGCCCUGGUAACGCGCUGAAUCGAGGAGUCCCUGCCUGCUCCGGCGAAUUGGCUGAUCCCAGAGGCCCCAGUGCUGCAGGAGAGUCAGGUGGCGCAGCUGCUGCCAUUCCGCAGAUCCCGGGGGCAGCCAACGCACCAGGGCAUGGUGGAGACGCAGCACCCAGAGCCAGAGUUCUGAAUAAUCGAGUCUUCCAGUUCAGCCUCGCCGUUCCUUUCUCAUCGCACGCGCAGGCGGACAAUGCCCGCCACCUCCUGGCUCGACGUAUUCAACUGCGAUGGCCAGUUCGGAGGGAGCUCUAUGUUAAUGGCCGCAUGUUGGUUCUCCGAUUGACUGCUGAAGACCAUGACCUGUUCCAGAUGGCUGUGGCCUUCUAUCUGGAGCAGCUGUACCUGGUGAUGUGGGCCUUCCAUCGCUUUGUGCAUCCCCUUUUUGCUUAGUCUCAGCACAGGAGAGGGGCUUAAACCUUGCCUAUAUGCCCUAGCAUCAAGUAUCCUUCUCGAGAGCAUUGCUUUCUUAAAGAAGUUUGAGCAGAUCUCAAAUUGUGCCUGUGGUACUGCUUGGGGGCUCAGGGUCCACAUAGUUUGUUUGGUGAUUGUUAACUGCAGAAAAUAAAAGUGAGCUACUGUGCUGUCUCUGA